Desarmillaria tabescens is the source of this 1295-nucleotide messenger RNA. RefSeq lists its product as uncharacterized. Lineage: Eukaryota; Fungi; Basidiomycota; Agaricomycetes; Agaricales; Physalacriaceae. The transcript has 4 exons. Bases 43 to 963 code for a protein of 306 amino acids. The record is from RefSeq and is a predicted model, not a curated record.
UUUUCGAUCACACGCAGCGUACUCACCGCUUUCGUCCUUACCAUGACCAUCUCCGAUGUACCAUUAGAAUUCGAUACGGCACCUUCAAUAAUGAAUGACCCACCGCCACCAUACCCUUCCCAUCCAAGAAGAAUGCGAGGCUCCAAUCGUUCGCGGCGCAGCAACCAUCUUCAGCUAUCGUCGACUGAAUCCGCUGCGCCGUCACCGGAGCUGCCCAACGAAACCACGCCUUUUCUGACACGGCCCCGCUCGUUGUCGCACGGCAGCCUUCUAUCAUCCAUUUCAGCGUCGCCUUCGUUGGGCCAGACGAUGGUCACGAUGUUCGACGACUCGGAGCACGACCAGCAUAGUCAGAAUGACGGAUGCGCUCUGCCGCAGACGCCGUGGUCCUACUUUCGUCCGCUGAGAAAAAAGGCCUAUUAUAUGUCGCUAUUCCAUUUAGCUGUCAUCAACUUUCCCUACGCUCUGUUGACAUGGGUCUUCCUGUUUGUGUUUACGUUACUCGGAACAACUCUCCUCGUGGCAUUGCCAUUGGGACUUUUGCUAUGUUUUAUCGAUCUGCUAGUAGCCCGGAUCCUAGCUCGAGGAGAGCUAUACCUUCAAACUAAAUUUCAUUUCCCUCAAACUUCGCUCCGCCGUAAACCAGUCAUAUUUACGCGGCAGCGCUCACCUUCUCGAGAGGACCUCGAAUCCACACCUCUUGCUACGAGCAUCUUGCUCGACGAGACUUCCUUUUACAAAAACACAUAUGCAAUGUUUACGGAUCCCACAUCUUACCACUCAUUAUUCUACUUCCUCGUCAUUAAGCCGCCUAUCACCCUGCUUUUUUCGCUAUUCGUCGUUAUCAUUGCCCUUCCUUCUUUAAUUCUCGUUAUACCUGCUCCUGCUGCCUUGCGCAUCGUUAGGAGAAUGGGCAUGUGGCAGGCCGCAGUCGCCUUGGAAGGCUUAGCCGGAGAGGCUUGAUCUCCCUGUUUCUGUAUUACUAACCGCGGACGCUUCGGUACUCCAUAAUAUACGUAGUUUCCUUUCUCCUAUGACUGAUUAGAAUGUCUCUUCGUUUCAAUGGUAAUUUGACACUCAAUUUGUACCCACCAUGAUCACUGACAGCGGAUACAGGUCCAUUUAAUGGCAUAGACAAAAAAUUGGCGCAACUGAUGACUCGUACUUCAGACCUACGUGAUCUCAUUGAAUUAUUCUUGUUUCCAUCAGUUUUGAUAGCUAUGUUUUGGGAUGCUUCUAAAACCGCUUGUGUUCUGAUAACUACAUCUGUCCGUUAGCGAUGACGGGACACCCCA